AAACUCCAGCCGUGCGUGCACUUUGAUACAUCAAACAAGCGCACCCAAUGUUGUUCUCGGAUUAUGACGGAAGGACAACAAUAACGUCGUGAGGAGAGACAACAAGACUCUGACAGGAAUGGAUACCACGUCUUCAUUUAUGAAAUCAGUAACCAGGCGAGUGUGGUCCCCACCACAGCGACCUUUCAGGGUGUGUUGUCACAACAGGGAGACCAGGAAGGGCAUCACAGCUGGGACCCUGGAGGAGCUGAAAGAAAGGGUAUGCAAGGCAUUGCUGCUGUCCCUGUCUGCAGUGUCCCUGUUUCUGGUUUGUGAGGAGGACGGUACAGAGGUAGACUCCGACGAGUUCCUCAUGACGCUGCCCGACAACACCAUGCUCAUGGCCCUGGAGGCCGGACAGACAUGGAGACCACAGCCGGGUGCAGUCAUGCCUAAAUCUCAAGACCACAACAAGCCUCGGACCGGGAGAGACAUAGCUCGUGUCACCUUUGACCUUUACAGGAUGAGCCCAAAGGAUGUGUUUGGCUCCCUGAGUGUGAAGGCCACAUUUCAAGGCCUGUACUCUAUCAGCGCUGACUUCCAGUGUCUGGGGCCCAAGAAAGUCCUCAGAGAAGCCCUGCGUGUGGCCUCCACCCUCCUUCAGGCCGCUGGACACCUGCUUAUCUCCUCCGCUUCCAUGAUCCGACGCAUUAUUGAAGGGGCUGAGUUUUGGCAGCCACAGAGGGCAGAGUACACGGCCAGCUGGAACUGACAGAGCCAAGAGAUAUCGUUUUAUAUGUAAUGUAGAGUAACUAAGUCUGUUGGUGGUAGGUUUGUCUGAGAUGUCCUGAAUUUAUUCUUAUCAAUAAGCAUCUCAUUGGGCUGCCAUUUUAUUGUUUAAUUGAUAGGAUGUUUACCUACUUGAGAUGGGGGGAAAGAAACUACGUUUUGUGACAUGAACACCCUUUAAAGUAAUAUCUUUAAAUGUCAACAACGAUAAACACAAAAAAACUCUGUACCUUAACAAUUAAGUGUUAGAAACUGUAUAUUUUUUUUCAGUUGGUGUAGAUUAUGGGUUAGCAGGUGAACUUCUGUUUCUAUCCGCUCAGGGAUUAUUGGUGAUAAACCCCUCUAUAAUUAUGUGGUUAUCGCCAUUUUGAUAUGAAACAUCGUCUCCUUUGAAAAAUGAAAUAUUCAUGUAUUGAGAAAGAAAGGAUUAUUCAUUUUGUAGUUUGUGAAUGUUUUGAUAUAACUAAUCAUAAGAUGAGUCAUGUCCGAACAGCAAGAAAUGAAAGCAUUUUACUUGAAUGACAGUAAAACAUCUGCACAGCACAAAGGGACUCGUCAAUGUAAAAUUGCAUCUAGUUUGCAAAUGAGUGCCUUUCUGAAAAUACUGUACAUGUGUGUUAUCAAACAUACUAAGGAAUCACCA
This is a messenger RNA of Xiphias gladius (swordfish), 1411 nucleotides long. RefSeq names its product cell death inducing DFFA like effector b (gene cideb). Gene Ontology annotation, biological process: apoptotic process; regulation of apoptotic process. Bases 119 to 751 code for a protein of 210 amino acids. The record is from RefSeq and is a predicted model, not a curated record. The transcript is spliced from 6 exons. Lineage: Eukaryota; Metazoa; Chordata; Actinopteri; Istiophoriformes; Xiphiidae.